CGCCGAUGCUUUGCCGCAGCGGUAGGCUUCUUGCCCACCAACGUUCUCCGUCUUGUCUUCGAUGAUGACCAAGAGCAAGGCCCUGACGCCUCAAGAAAUGUAUAGGUUAAGGAAACAGCAGGAAGAACGAGAGAGACUGGCAUAUCUACCGCCGGGACUUGUCAAUCAUGGCAAUACGUGUUUCAUGAAUUCAGUGCUGCAAGGGCUCAUUGCGACACGACUAUUAUCCAAUCUAAUUCUGUUUGAACCUAUACCUCUAGAAGUUCAGCGGCACUCGGCGAACGCACUCGUGUCACAAAGGUCGCCACAACUCACGAAUGGACAUCCUUGGAGUGGGACUUAUCAGAAGGAAUGGGUGGAGGGAAUGCAUAUAGGAGAUGUAUUCGUGAAUGUCAUGUAUAAAGCGUGGAGUGUACAGAGAAAUCGGGGAAGAGAGAGUCUAACUCCAAGGCAACUAUUAAUGACUCUUGGAAGGAAAUAUGAUCAGUACCUCGAUUUUGCGCAGCAAGAUGCGCACGAGUUCUUGCGUAUCUUACUUGACGCAAUGCGGAUGGAAGAAUUCGAUGUGAUAAAGAAACGGCAACCACCCCCAGCACGAAGAUCUGCCCGUCGAAGAACAGUCGUUUUACCAAAGAUUCAACUCUCCUCUUCAACCCAUUCUGCCGAACCUUUAACCCCACAACUCUAUAUUCCACCACAAACUCAACCUUCAGAUGAACUUCCUUUGAUGUCCUUCGCCGACAUGCUCUUCGGUGGGCAACUCACGAGCGUACUUGUGUGCCAAAAGUGCAAAAACAUAUCCCAUACUUAUGAGGAUUUCAACGACCUCAGUUUGAGCAUCAAAGCAGAAGAUUACGCGAAAGAGAGGAAGAGAGAUCGUUUCAAGAAGCUCGCAAAGAAGAUGGUGUUGGGUAGAAGUGGAACUUUAAAGCCUGCUUUCAGUAGCGGUGCAGAACCGGAGACGAGGGUUGCCUCUGAACCGACCUUACAAACGCCAGCACCCAAUAAAGGUGGGUUGUCAGUGGAAACAGACUCCGUUCACAAUGGUAUUGGUGCUGCAGCUGCCGGUCUUCUGCGAUCUUCCUCUGUCCCACCGAGUCCCAGUCCACACGCGGAAAAUCAGGUGCCUCCUUUUGAAAUCGAUAGCAGCAGAAGGCGGAGCUUGGAUGAUCUCACAUCUAGAGGUCUUGACAUGUCUGGUGAAAAACAGGAUAGCGAUACUGAAGAUGGAGACGUGGUGGUUGUAUCUGCCCCUCCUACGCCUGAGGAACGAAAGAUUGAGUUUGCGAAGGAGCCUGAGAGAGAAGAAAAAGUCAAAGCGGGUGGGAAGGGAUGGGGUGAAAAGCUUGGGAGGCGUCUCAGUAUGACGGUAGGGUUGGGAAGGAGUGGGAGUGUGAAGGAUAAAGAGAAGCGCAGGUCGCGUUCACGAGGUGACCAGGAAAAUCCGCCGUUGAGCAAGACAAACACGCUAGAGUCGUCAGCUGAAUCUGUUGGACCGGAAAUUAGAUUGUCGCCCCCUCCUAACAAGAGACAUCCAGUCGCUGAAGAGUGCGACGGAGACCUGAAUGAAACGAUACGGCCUCAGGACAGAGGAAAGCACCAAAGACAUUCCGAUGUCACCGAAGAUGGGAAGCUAAAGGAGAAGAUAUCAAUGCCGAUACAGAAGAAUGUCUCGCCCUCGGCUGCUUCAUCGUCGGUUUCGUUACCCAAAUUCCCUAACAUUCAGCGAUCCAAGUCUCCCAAACCACCAAAGCCAUCUAAGGGAGAGUCGGAAUACUUACGACAGAUCUUGGCCGAUGUAACGACAAGUACUUCCUACACCUUCCCACAUUUACCUGGUUUCAACCACAACGCGAACGGGGCACAGUCGGCGACUUCUCCACCUUCAAGCCCGCAUGCGAAUGGUUCCUGGUUCUUGAAGCUAGGGUUACCUUUACCGAGUGUAGAGGAGUGCUUGAAGAUGUUUACGGCUGUGGAAGUGCUCGAUGGAGAGAAUAUGGUGGGAUGUCGAAGGUGUUGGAAAAUUGCAAAUGGAUGCUAUCGACCCAAGGCCGGAAAGAACGAUGGCAAUCACGAAGAAGACGGUGAUGAUGGAGACGAAAGCGAUGAAGACGAUCACGAGAGGCAGAAUCCGCUUUCGGGGCCCACCCCAGAAUCCGAUGUAAGGCGACCCUCAAUUUCAUCGGCAUCUAACAUUCCAGUAUCCCCUUCCUCCAUUUCAUCACCCAGUCUGAAUACAUAUGGUUACACUAGUGCAAGUGAUUCCGCCUCCUUCAGCAGCCUUUCAUCUUUCAAUGGUUCCAUAACGGGAACGUCAACUUCUGAUACGGAUCUGGUUCAUUUAUCGCACAAGGUUCCUAGGUCUUUACCACCGCCGCCACUCAGCUCACUUCGUUCUCACUCCCACGGGUCUCCUUCAGUAAACUCGCUUUCUCCUUCAACAUCCAACCGACUUCCUAUUAUCUCAACAGCCGAUACUCCCGUGGAAGUUUUAGCAAGCGCUCCCUUGACCGCUCGACCAAACCACGCCGCGCUACCAAGGUCUAAUAGCUACGAUACCAGCAAUUACCAUCAUCCAUACCAUACCCUAUCCCAGUCGCUCGACUCUCGAGAAUCCUUACUCUCAAUACCGCCAGCACGAUCCAGGAGGAUCAGUACCUCAACUCGAUCCAGUAUCAGUAUGACCGAGGACGAAACCUCCGAGGACGACCUAGAAAGCGACGCCUCUCAUACCGUUUCAGUGAUAUCAGCAGCGUCCUCAGCUCCUUCUAUAUCUGCUCAAUCCAAUAACACUGGCGCACCACCAUCUCUCCCUCCCAAACCAAAAAAAUCCAAAGUACCAAAACCGACGAUGAUGCGUCCGGCAUAUAAACGAUAUCUCAUCGCGACUCCACCACCGAUCCUUGUUAUCCACCUCAAACGGUUCCAGCAAAUUUCCAAAAUGCCCAUGAUGUCGUUUUCUAGUGGUUUCAAGAAGCUAGAUGACUAUGUCGCCUUUCCCGAAUCCCUUGAUCUCACCCCUUUUCUUGCACCUAAGAAAGAGGAUUUCGGGUUGGGGAAGAAAGGAUCCGGAGAGAGUAAGAAGGAUUCUAUAAAGGAGAAGCGGAAGGAUAAGGAGCAAUGUAUGUAUCGAUUAUAUGCUGUGGUUGUACAUAUCGGGAAUAUGCUUGGAGGCCAUUACAUCGCCUAUACUGCACUCCCUGAACAGGAUGUUUAUGGAGGUGUUCAAGAGUGGAAGACGAAUUCUGCACCAAGGCAGUGGGCGUACAUCAGUGACACAAACGUACGGUUGACCACUUUGGAAGAAGUGUUGAAGGCGAAAGCGUAUAUCUGCUUCUAUGAGAGGAUAUGAGAGGGGAUUCUAUCUACCCUUUAAGGUUUGUUUAUGGUAUUAACUCAAUAUGUAUCUGCUCAAUAGACAGUCCUGUAACAUUACCCCUCAUCGAUACUGUAAACCAUUUGCUUAGUACUUAAAGUAUAUAUAACAUUCACUUGCAUCUACCGUACAUGUACAGUAGUCAUAACCGGG
Marasmius oreades (fairy-ring Marasmius) is the source of this 3529-nucleotide messenger RNA. RefSeq lists its product as uncharacterized. Bases 62 to 3352 code for a protein of 1096 amino acids. Gene Ontology annotation, molecular function: cysteine-type deubiquitinase activity. The transcript has 5 exons. Gene Ontology annotation, biological process: protein deubiquitination. The record is from RefSeq and is a predicted model, not a curated record. NCBI's taxonomy places the organism in Eukaryota, Fungi, Basidiomycota, Agaricomycetes, Agaricales, Marasmiaceae.